AUUGCUUUUAUAUCUCUUUGUAUUGUGCGGGGUUUGAAUAUCUUACGUAACACUAUAAGCGCCAAGAAGAUGACCUGCUUUCACGGCUCACACGACCUUGUGAUGUUUCUCCUUCUCUGCAUCGUCGUCUUCCUUCAGUCUCCGGUGCCGGCAUCGGCCGCCGGAGAAGACACCGAGGGAGAUUUGUUCCAGUUACUGAGCAGAAAAGAGAUGGUGCAGAUGGCUGGAUAUGGAGAAGAGAAGCUUUCCACAGUCCUCGUGACGGGAUCUGUUCAUUGCGAGGCCCAUGAUUUGCAUGGAAAAGCUGAUCAGCAGAUUCAUGCAUGGCCAAUUCCAGGAGCUUCGGUGGCUGUCAACUGCCACAGCCAUGGCAGCGAGUGGAGAGGAAAAUCGACGGUAGCACGAGGCAUAACCGAUGAAUAUGGAGAUUUCAUGAUCGAUCUUCCUUCAUACCUGCAUGCAAUCCCCAACUUGGAAAAAAUAUGCAGAGUGAAAGUUCAUCAGAUCCCAAAGAACUCGCAGUGCCAACUAGCUUACGUCAAGAGACACAAGAAACUCAGAUUAUCAACCUUUGGGAAUGGCAUUCGCACUUACAGUGCUUGAAAUUUGAGGUUCCACUAUAAACAGAGAGAAAGGAAUGAAGCGGAUUAAAUCAACCAUGAACAGAUAUUUGUCUAUGAUUGGCCUGGUUUUCCCAUGUUAUGUAAAUUAAACAUGAGCAUCUUAGUCUUACGAGGAAGAGUAUCAUGGCUCACUUAGAUGGCGCUCUAGUCACAGUAUUGAGUUGCAUGGAUUGUUAAUAUCAUGGUGUAUUUAAAUAGCAUAUACUGUAAUGCAUUCCCUCCCCUGCUUGGAAAGAAAAAUUGUAAAAUGUAUUUCCGUUGUAUGAAUCAUGUCAUGUUUGGAUAUGCAAA
Messenger RNA from Prosopis cineraria, 914 nucleotides. RefSeq lists its product as uncharacterized. Bases 70 to 603 code for a protein of 177 amino acids. The transcript has 2 exons. Lineage: Eukaryota; Viridiplantae; Streptophyta; Magnoliopsida; Fabales; Fabaceae. The record is from RefSeq and is a predicted model, not a curated record.